Molecule: messenger RNA, 4915 nt
Organism: Gasterosteus aculeatus aculeatus (three-spined stickleback)
Lineage: Eukaryota; Metazoa; Chordata; Actinopteri; Perciformes; Gasterosteidae
Product: transcriptional repressor scratch 1-like
Biological process (GO): regulation of DNA-templated transcription
Molecular function (GO): DNA-binding transcription factor activity, RNA polymerase II-specific; RNA polymerase II cis-regulatory region sequence-specific DNA binding
Source: RefSeq, a predicted model, not a curated record
AGAGAGAGAGAGAGAGAGAGAGAGAGAGAGAGAGAGAGAGAGAGAGAGAGAGAGAGAGAGAGAAGCGAGGCAUACAGAAGCAGAAAGAAGGGACGCUGUUGAUCAAUUCACCCACGGGGAAUGUUGUUGUGGUUUUUUUUUUCCUCUUCCUUUUUUACCGACCCGAGUAGUCAUCACUAACGGGGAAUUAGGGACUAUUUCUCCGCCAAAGUAGGAAGGGCAACGUGUCCGACCGUUCUUUUUUUUCUUUUUUUAAUUGCUUCCAAAAUCUUCCCCUCUCUCUCUCCCUUUGACAUUUUUUUCUCACGAGCCUCUCCCCCCUCUGCCGGCUGCUCGCGAGGAAGGAGCGCCCGCACCCCGCCGGGGAGCUGUCCGGUGCUGAAGUUGAAUCCCCCCCUCACCCCCCUUCUCUCUCUCUCUCUCUCUGCACACGGACUAAAGCAGAAGAAUAAGGAGGCAAACAUAACCACGCGCUUGCUCCUGGAGACGUUCUUCCUCCGGAGUGUUUCUGGUGAACCAGCACGCUGGCCAGGCCGUCGGGAAACGGCUGCGUUUGUGAGCGUGUGUCGAGCAGUCGCACCACCAUGCCAAGGUCCUUCCUGGUGAAAAGGUGAAACCAGUAUGAUUUCGCCGGAGCAGAUUUGGAGAACGUGUACCGGCACAGGACAGACCUCAGCCUGCGGCUGCAUGACAAAGCCAGAUACAUCAGCGACUACAUCAGCCCAGUUGCGUACGAUGGCGAGAGCGACGGCGGGAUCAAAGUGCCCUCCCCGGACCCCCUUUACGACGGCAUCCACAGCGACUACGGGGCCCCUGACUCCGAGUCGCCCGACAGCCCCGGCUCGGAGACCACCGACGGCUACAUUAACGGAGACGCCGCCGUGAGCGAGGGCUACACGGUCGAUGCCUUCUUCAUCACCGACGGCCGCUCCAGGAGGAAAGCUAUCAGCAGCCCCAGGGCCAUCCAGAGGCACACCUGCAACGAAUGCGGCAAGACCUACGCCACGUCUUCCAACCUGAGCCGGCACAAACAGACACACCGCUCGCUGGACAGCAAGCUGGCGAAGAAAUGUCCCACGUGCGGUAAGGUGUACGUGUCCAUGCCCGCCAUGGCCAUGCACCUGCUCACGCACGACCUCAAGCACAAGUGCGACGUGUGCGGCAAGGCGUUCAGCCGGCCGUGGCUUUUACAGGGCCACAUGCGCUCUCACACGGGUGAGAAGCCCUUCGGCUGCGCCCAGUGCGGGAAGGCCUUCGCCGACCGCUCCAACCUGCGCGCUCACAUGCAGACCCACUCGGCCUUCAAGCAUUACAAGUGCAAACGCUGCAACAAGACCUUCGCGCUCAAAAGUUACCUGAACAAGCACUACGAGUCCGCCUGUUUCAAAGGCCCCUUCUCUCCCCUCGGCCCCCUAGAUGCAUGACCCCCCCCACCCGCCCCCCCGCUCCCGGCAUAGAUGGAACAACAAACAAAACUGCAGACAUAAAUUACCAUUAUCCUUACAGACGGAACUGCAGUGUCACAAACAAUCUAUUUUUGGUCUGAACGUGACCUUGCCCCUCCCCCUCUGUCUCUCGCCGACACCCCCACCCCCCACACCUUGCUUUUCCCUCGGAGCCUGUUCGUGGUGAUGACGAUAGCACAAUUUUUUCUCCUUGAGAUUUGUCCACUUAAGGAUUUAACUGAUCAACGCAUGCACUUCCUCAAAAACUCACCACCUCCUCCCUUCGCUGUCCGUGCUGGAUGGAGACAAUAACUACACAGCUUCCUUCUGGCAUUUACAGUACGGCAUCAUAUUUUCUGGGACACUGAUCAUGAUGACGAUGACGACAAAGACAAUAGUAGGCCUAUAGCUACUGGGUUCCUCCAUGCACUGAAAUGCAGUGAAAGAGUUUUUCUUUUUCUUUUCCUUUGGUUUUCUAGAGGGAACAAUAGUAAUAAUUAUAGUAAUAAUAAUGAUGAUAAUAAUAAUGUUCUGCUGCACCAAGUGACCAUACUCUCUCCACUACUGAGGUACAAAUACAAUUUAUUUAUUUACUUAUUUCAGCAUUUUCUUUUCUUUUUUUAUCUGUUGUAUGUUUAUACAUGAUUUGAUAAUAAUGAAUGAUACCGUUAAUUUAUUUUAAUUUCUUUAUAUUUAUGUAGAAUAGUUGCCAACCUCUUUCUAUCAGUAAAGGCCAAAGCAUUUGUCACUUUUUUAGUACUACUUUUCCUACUAAGUUCAUUUUUUUUCUUUUCUUAUUAAGGUUACUGCAUGCAAAAAAAAAGAAAUCUAUGCCAACAUCAUGAAAUGUUAUUAUUUUUGCCAAAUUCCUAGGGAUAGCACCUGAGGGCAAUAUUUUUUCUCUAGAAGCCUCCUUAGGACUCUUUAAAAGCAAUAAUCACCUAAUGCAUGGUAUUUUAUGAUGAAGUUAUGAAGUAUUACCAUACUGUAUAGCAGUUAAAAUCAGGUAUGUUUUACUUCACCUAUAGUCACGAACAGAAUAAUACUAAUAUUAAAAACAUCAGGGAACAUGCCAAUGUAGUGUUAGACAAACAAAAAGAAAAGUCCUGUCUUUCCUCUCUUCUUAUGCACUGGCUGCCUCUUAGUGAGUAGACCUAAUGUAGGAUGUAGGCUAGAGAGGCCGGGAUCAGCUGCCUGCUGGGUGCGAGGCCUAUUGUAGGACCCUAACCCUGACAGGCCCGUGCUUGGCUAAUUCCAGCAUGAAAUAAGUCUGCUAACAAUUACGUGGGGAGGCCUUAGGCCUCUCAACAUUUUACUCAGAUUGGGUUAUCGGCCAUUCAUGGGAGUUCAAUGGUUAAUAAAGGGUCUGGGGCGUUAAAAUGGGACCUGUUGAUCUUCUUUGUUUUGGAGGAAAAUAACAAUAGGCCUUUGCUAUACUUUACUAUACCUUUUAAUAAAAGGAAUGUGUUUGUGCUGAUACCAAGAAAAUAUGAAAUAAGGUUUAUAGAGCAAUCAGAUCAAACAACUUUACAAUCAUCUGAAAACAAAAGUAAGCAUACAAUACCUAGCCACUCACAGUAUGAUUUCAAUAGAGAAACAAGUGAAAAUUUGGUCCAUUGUUGAAGUUGGACCAGUUUCAACUUUAAAUGCAAUGCAUUAUUUAACUACCCUUCCAGUGCACUUCCAAACCAUAAAGCGUGCAUCUCAAACACAGAAAAAGCAUGCACUUUAGCCGGACGGUCCUAUCUCAGCUUAACUGUUAUAGCCCGAUAGAUACAUUAGGCCGAGUCCUCAUUCGUCUGUAGUAGGACCCAUUUGGGCCUACUGGGUCGACCGUGGGAAACCUCUACCAGUGAUGCAUCCACCGACAGGCUUCUCUCAUCAAUCCCAUCCCACACAGGGUUAAACUUUUAGUCUAGGUGGCCGAUACCAGUGUUGCUGAACCCAGUUCUCUGCAGCUCAGAAACCGUUUCCACAGACUCAUGGAGCUUCCUGAGAGACAGACUGACACAGAUCUGCACAACACACGGAGUGUUUGUUCAUUUGCCAUAUGUUUUCAUUGUAGCUUUGAAUACAAAACACUGGGCACAGUCGCAGAAUAUACCGCCGAAGAAUAUACACACAAGCUGCUGCUGAUGAGCUUUUGUGAGGCUACAACAGUCAGGCUUCCAACAAUUGAAAAUAAACUGGUUUAAUAUUCAGAUGUGAAUCCCUGACAAAAGGAAGGUUUUGAAGAUCGCAAUGCAUCCUCAUGAGAGACUUCUGAUAUCCGACACUUCAGGGUUUCAGCGACAGAAGAAGUCUGCUCUGAUACACAGAGAAUUAUCUAAUUUCACAUAGAUCUCGGAGAUAAAGUUAAAGAACCGGUUGGAAAUCAAAGGUCGUCAGAUCUUUUCUGGAUUCAAAAAGUCAACAUAUUGCUUUCAAGCCUUGUGUUGAGUCGAUACAAUCUUUCACGAAGAAGCUUUUUUUGAGACUGACUGUUGUGACUGGAGCAACAGCAGCAUGUGAGUCAGCGCAUUGCAGCUCCUAUCUCUCUUUCUGAUAUGAGAACUAGAUUUGAGCUGAAAUAUCUUGAAUUGUAUCAGUCAAUUAGUCACAGAGAUUCAACCAAGCCUAAACAUUUUUUUUGUUUUUUCAGCAGUGAAUUUAAGCUCUCGGCUAAAAUACUCAAAACUACACAUAUGAGUUGGUAAAAAACAUUUAAAAUGUCUCCUUUAACACGUGUUCUACACAAAUCCAAUCACAGAUAAAAAACACAAAGCAUUGCAAUAUUUAAAAACCCAUUUCGGAGCCAUUGACCCAUUGCAGAGACAUAAAUGAGAAUAUGUAAAUCGUAUUAUCACUUCUAUUUGAAUGUGAACAAAACCGUAACAACACAAUUUAUACAACCAACACUGAGGGUCUUUCUGACUGAUUCUCUGUUAAUAAAUUACAAAUUGUAUUACUGCGUUUUAAAACUCUCUGCACCUUUGCACUGCGGUCUAAACGUCUUUAGGGUAUCUGGCGGUCUGCUGGUUUUGAGACAGAAGAGCCGUGUGUGUGUGUGUGUGUGUGACUGACUGUGUGUCUGUCUCCGGGUGAGCUCCAGGUCCGUUGUCUCCUAGCACUUCCAUUCCAGUCAUCUCCAACUUAAAGAAAGUAGCACAAUGAAACUAGAAUUCAGGUAGAGACGAAUUAAAAACCUUGUACUAGCUUGACUUCUCUUCUUUUUUUGUAUUUCCGAGUUAAAGGAUGAUGAUAACCUAAACAAUUAUUUAUUGCAGGAGGGUUUGUAAAGAAUCCUUUGGAUUGAGACGUUUUUACUGCUGUAUAGUGAUAUCUAACACACCUUCUUCUCAAGAGGUUUGGCUCUCUGGUGCAGAGACACAAACUCCUUGGUUUUUUGAGCCACAAUUCAGACAAUGUAAGCACAAUGAACACAAAGCAUUUUGUGGCACUUCAUAAUAAAGAAUAAUCUUAACCAACAA